AUGGUCACUUGUAGUAAAAGUGGUAUUUUUAAACCUCGCACUCCGCUUUGUCUUCACUCCGAUACCACUAUCUCUACUUUACCAUUGUCUCAUGUGCAGGCUCUUAAAGAUCCUAACUGGACUCCGGCCGUAAUUGAAGAGUAUGAUGCUCUUAUUAAACGUAAAACGUGGAAACUUGUUCCACGGCCCAAAGCUACUAAUAUUAUUCGAUGUAUGUGGUUAUUUAGGCACAAAUUUAAGGAGGAUGGAACCCUGGCUCGGUAUAAGGUGCGGCUUGUCGCCAACGGCAAAUCUCAACAGCUAGGCAUCGACUGUGACGAAACAUUCAAUCAUGUGGUCAAGUCGGCUACCAUUCGUGCUGUUCUUAGUGUUGCCACCUCCCGUGAUUGGCCACUGCAUCAACUGGACGUGAAGAACGAAUUUCUUCACGGUGACCUUGAAGAGACCGUCUAUAUGCACCAGCCACAUGGUUUCGUUGAUCCUGCGAAGCUUGAUCAUGUGUGUCUUCUCCAGCGGUCUCUAUAUGGUGUGAAACAAGCCCCCCGCGCAUGGUACACUCGUUUUGCCACGUUUGCACGGACCAUCGGCUUCACCCAGAGUAAGUCGGAUGCUUCGCUCUUCAUCCUACGCCGUGGCUCUGACUGUGCGUACCUGUUGCUUUAUGUGGACGACAUAGUCCUUACAGCUUCAACUUCUCAUCUCCUAUAG
This is a messenger RNA of Camelina sativa (false flax), 708 nucleotides long. The record is from RefSeq and is a predicted model, not a curated record. NCBI's taxonomy places the organism in Eukaryota, Viridiplantae, Streptophyta, Magnoliopsida, Brassicales, Brassicaceae.